CUGUAAUCGGACGCACAAUUUUCAUUGGAUAUUUGUUUCGCACGUUUUACAGGGAAUUAACCUCGAAUGCGACAAAAAGCAAAUGAGCUUGGUGGGAAUUCGAUUUAUUACCUCUCAUUAUCGGAAGAGGAAUCUAUAUAUCUCCUGCAUCAACCACUUCUGUUUAGUCUCUGAGAUUUAACUUAACAAAAUCACUUUGAGAAAUCUUUUGGAACAAAUUUGGAAUUUAUUCACUGGAUUAACACAUCAGAUGUACAAAUUUGGACAAUUGUAACUUGCAAUUCCACGAUGUCAAGAAAAAUGAAUAGUUCCUUUGAUGCAGACCUUUUUAGCCAUUUGAACAUUACUCCGUUCAGUAGUUAUGAUAGAUUUGACGUGGACCUAUCUAUGCCAAAUCUUCUCCGUGAAGAAUCCUGGAAAAUUACUUUCAUCCUUGUAUUUGCUAUUGUGAUUUUCUUUGGAUUCCUUGAAAACUUGGCUAUAGUGAUAGUUAUCAUUAUCAACAAGCAACUUCAUACCGUAACUAACAUAUUCAUUUGUACCCUAGCUCUUUCUGAUAUUAUGCUGUGUGCUUUUAAUUUACCAUUCCAGCUUCAUUACGGGAUCACAGAUUUUUGGAAAUUCGGACCAGUUCUUUGCCGUGUAAUUAUACCAAUGUUUACAAUGCCAGUCUUUGUGUCUACAUACGCCAUGCUAAUGAUAGCUAUUGAACGUUACAUCGUUAUUGUAUUCCCCUUUCGAAAAAAGAUCGCGAAGAAGCAAGCUAUUUGUAUUGUGGUUAUCAUAAUACUAUUUGCGAUGGCUUUCACAGUGCCCGCCAUUGUUCAUACCGAACUUCAAAUUGCUGAAUAUGACAUGCGACCUUUUAUUGAUGAGCGAAUAUAUCGCCCAUUCUGUCUUGAAGCUUGGGAAGAAAGGUCAAGCAGAAUAUACACAAUAUUUGGAUUUGCUUUUCAAUUUGUGAUCCCCAAAACCUUAAUAUCGGUUUUGUAUUUUCAAAUUUAUCAAGUACUCAAACGAAGACCUGUGAAGCGUAAAGAGACCAGAAGAAAUUACCACAUUACGAGGAUUCUGGUCUCCAUAACGAUUCUGUUUACUCUAACCUGGCUUCCCUUCCAGCUCUUUAGCAUCACAUUGUACUUUAGUCCCGAUAUAUUUCAAACACUUGGUGCAGCCUACAAAUUGGUGGAUCUAUUAUUGAAAAUUAUUGCCAUGAGCUCUUCAUGUAUUAAUCCAUUCUUUUACGGUUGGUUAAACAACAAUUUCAGGCGGGAAAUGGGAACCAUGCUGGGGCGAAAUCUAAAAAAGAUACAGAAGAGUACAAAUGGUUUUACAACGUACAACAAUACUAACCUAAAUUCCAAUGAGGACAAUGAAAGAUCGAGUUCUAAAAUGGAAGGAAGUGGCCUGUUGUAGGAUGUUAUUUUUAAAAAAAUGCUGCUUGUAAUUUCGUGUCACUAGCUUUGUGAUCUCGGCUUAAAAGAGAGACAAAUUUACAUCGAACUUUAGGUUUGUGAUAU
Messenger RNA from Saccostrea echinata, 1520 nucleotides. RefSeq names its product neuropeptide F receptor-like. NCBI's taxonomy places the organism in Eukaryota, Metazoa, Mollusca, Bivalvia, Ostreida, Ostreidae. The transcript has 2 exons. Bases 289 to 1416 code for a protein of 375 amino acids. Gene Ontology annotation, molecular function: neuropeptide Y receptor activity. Gene Ontology annotation, cellular component: membrane. The record is from RefSeq and is a predicted model, not a curated record. Gene Ontology annotation, biological process: G protein-coupled receptor signaling pathway.